Molecule: messenger RNA, 2103 nt
Organism: Capsicum annuum
Lineage: Eukaryota; Viridiplantae; Streptophyta; Magnoliopsida; Solanales; Solanaceae
Product: lysine histidine transporter-like 8
Exons: 5
Coding region: 199-1911 (570 amino acids)
Cellular component (GO): plasma membrane
Source: RefSeq, a predicted model, not a curated record
CAAACUAUUCCAACUAACUACAUAUGUCCUUAUAUAAAUAUUUACUUCCACAUUUCACAUUUCACAUUUCCCAUGCAUUUUAAGCAUACACAAACUGAAGAAGCAAUCAAGCUAUAUACCUUAGCCUCUUUCUAAGUUUGUGGAUUUUUUACAAGCCCUAAACUAAGACUUGUAGAGAGAUUUGCAAACAAGUUAAAAAUGGCUGGUCAUGUUGAUGAUCAAGUUAGUUCUUUACCGAUAACACCACGGACGGUAACGAUAUCCCCAACAGCGUUUCAUCAUGACGAUCAAUUUGGUUCUUUACCCAUAACUCCACGGACGGCGUCUGUAGCACAAACGCCGACCCUAGCAUCAUUGCCAAUAACUCCACGGACGGCGUCCAUAGCACCAACGCCCUCCAUAGUAUCAUUACCUCCUUCACAGUUCCACUCACCAUCUCUUUCUCGAUCUCCGUUACUUCACACGGGAGACCAUGCAAGUGGUGCUGAAAAUCGAACCGUUAAAACUCCAAGGUCGCGCGGAUUAACGCCGCGUUUCAUCACUCCUUUGGGUAGUCCUCUUAGAAAGGCAAUUAAAAUGACCAGAUUAGACCCACAAGACGCGUGGCUCCCAAUCACUGAGUCCAGAAAUGGAAACGCAUACUACGCUGCGUUUCAUACUCUUUGUUCUGGGAUUGGUAUUCAAGCUCUUGUUCUUCCUGUUUCCUUUACCAUACUUGGCUGGACUUGGGGUAUUAUUAGCUUAACGAUAGCAUUUGUAUGGCAGCUUUACACUCUUUAUUUAAUGGUUCAACUUCAUGAGAAUUAUGAAACAGGAUUACGUUACAGUAGAUACUUGCAACUGGCAUGCGCAACUUUUGGUGAGAAAUUAGGGAAACUAGUUGCAGCGUUUCCAAUCGGGUAUCUGUCAGCGGGUACAUGCUGUGCGCUGAUUAUUAUAGGUGGUUCAUCAGCAAAGCUAUUAUAUCAGACUUUAUGCGGAGCAACAUGUAGUAAUCCCAAGCCAUUAACAAAUGUGGAAUGGUACUUGGUGUUUACUUGUGCAGCAGUGGUCCUAGCUCAGCUGCCAAAUUUGAAUUCUAUAGCUGGAAUUUCUCUAGUUGGUGCUCUUACAGCUGUUGGAUAUUGUACAGCACUAUGGGCAGUUUCAGUUGCUGAGGGUAGGCUACCUAAUGUGUCUUAUGAUCCAGUGAGGAAGGGAAGUCAAGUUGCUAGGAUAUUUGAUCUUCUUAAUGCUCUUGGUAUUAUUGCUUUUGCUUUCAGAGGCCACAAUCUCAUACUUGAAAUUCAGGCCACAAUGCCUUCAAGUGAGAAGCACCCAUCGCGAGUGCCCAUGUGGAAGGGUGUGCAAUGGUCAUAUCUACUCAUAGCAAUGUGCUUAUUCCCUCUAGCAAUUGGUGGUUACUGGGCUUACGGUCAUUUGAUUCCAGCAAAUGGGAGCAUGUUAACGGCAUUAUUCGCAUUCCACAGCCAAGACGUUUCACGAUCCGUGUUAGCUUUGAUAUGUAUUUUUGUGAUUAUAAACGCGGUGAGCUCAUUCCAAAUCUAUGGGAUGCCAAUGUUCGAUGAUAUGGAAUCAGCUUACACAACAAGGAGCAAAAAAGCUUGCCCAUGGUGGCUCCGUGCCAUAUUCAGGGCAAUUUUCGGGUUCGUGUGCUUCUUCAUUGCCGUGGCAAUUCCAUUUUUGGCUAGCUUUACUGGGCUUAUUGGAGGAAUUGCUCUGCCCGUUACAUUUGCUCAUCCAUGUUUCAUGUGGCUUAAAGUCAAGAAGCCCAAAAAGUACUCUCUAAGUUGGUGGAUAAAUUGGGGACUUGGACUAUUGGGAAUGGGCUUAAGUGGGAUUAUGAUUGCUGCUGGUUUGUAUGUUGUCAUUGACACUGGUGUUAAAAUUAGCUUCUUCAAUCCUCAGUGAGUAGUUUUCAACAGCAAAAAGUGUGGAGAAAACAUAUAUAUUGGCCUACUUGGAAAUUUAAUACUAAAAAAGGUUGGUGAGGGUUGGUUUGAACAAGAAUUUAAUUUGGUAGAUUUUUUUUUUUUUUUUUUAUUUCUUUGUAGUUCUUUCUGGAUAUUCAAAGGAAUAAAUUGGUAGAGUUUCUUGAUUCAA